AUGGCAGAGUGUCUCUUUUUCCUGAAAAGAAGGGUAAGGUUGGAAGAGUCAGAGACAGGUCUUUGCUUCUGAAAAAGCUACAAAUACCUUUGCCUUUGACAGAUUUAAGAAAACUAAGGUUACUUUUGUCUUUUCACUCCAUUGAACUUCAAGAUAUGCAUCCACUGCUUCCACUGAGAGAGGAAGAAAGAAAAAACAAGAUGAAAAUGAGAGAAGGUUGAAGAGAGAGAAUAUCAUAUCAUAGUGUAGUAUAGUGUGUUGGUGUGGCUACUUUGGAGACAGAAAAACCAGACCAACUUAUUUGGCUCUGGUUUAUGUUUGUGUUAUGUAAAUUCCUCUUCACAGUCUUCUUCUCUUUCACGUAAUUUUCCGAAAGCCAAAGAAAGAAAGACAAGAAAAAAUUUGAUUUUUUUUUUAAUCUUACCCUGAUCCUGAAUUUGUUCGGUUUCUUCUUUCUGACAAUGUUGGAACUUCAGCAUUAUCGGUUCUGCAACUGACACUUUCAGCAAAGGCAACACCUUCUCACGUUUUGGUGUUACUUGGUCGUCGCUUCUUACCAACAUGGCUUCAAAAUCCAGAUCCGGUUUAUCGGAAACCUCCAACAAAGCAACUCCGGCCACUCCCAACAAGGCACGGCCAUCAACUCCCAACAAAACGUCACCUGCAACUCCAAGAGUUAGUAGACUCAGCAAAGGAGUGUCCAAAUCGGAGUCAGAAUCGCCAUCACCUCUGCAAAAUUUGCGCCUCUCUGCAGAAAAAUCGUCGCCACGAGCUUCGAAUUCAAAGCCUGUCACCGAGCGCAAAUCACCAAGACCUGCAUCCACCACACCUGAUAAACAACUUCCAAGAGUUGCGAAGGGUUCAGAAUUGCAGACGCAGUUAAAUCUUGCUCAAGAAGAUCUAAAGAAAGCAAAGGAACAGCUGAUUCAGGCUGAAAAAGAGAAGGCAAAAGCGAUUGAUGAGCUGAAAGAAGCGCAGAGAGUGGCUGAGGAAGCAAAUGAGAAACUCAUGGAGGCAAUGGUGGCUCAGAAGCGGGCCGAGGAGGAUUCCGAGAUUGAGAAGUUCCGAGCCGUUGAGUUGGAACAGGCUGGAAUUGAAGCUGUUCAGACGAAGGAAGUGGAGUGGCAGAAAGAGCUGGAAAGUGUGAGGAACCAGCAUGCUUUGGAUGUGGCUUCUCUUCUCUCCACUACUCAGGAGCUUCAGCGGAUUAAGCAAGAACUUGCCAUGACUUGUGAUGCAAAGAACCAGGCACUGAGUCAUGCUGACGAUGCAACUAAAAUUGCGGAGCUUCAUGUGGAGAAAGCCGAGAUUCUUUCAGCUGAACUGAUGCAUUUGAAGGCCUUACUAGAUUCGAAGCUGGAAACCGAGGCUAGGGAAAACAAGAUUGUAUCUGAGCUGCAAACAGAGAUUGAUGCUCUUAAUGAAGAACUUGAAAAGGCAAAGGAUUAUGAUGUGAAGUUGACGGAGAAAGAAAAUCACAUUGAACAUCUUAAUGUGGAGCUUGAAGCUGCCAGGAUGGCUGAAUCUUAUGCACACAGUCUGCUAGAGGAGUGGACGAAAAAGGUCGAGGAGCUAGAAGUGAAGGUUGAAGAAGCAAAUAAGUUGGAGAGAUCUACAUCAGUGUCUUUGGAAUCAGUAACGAAACAGUUGGAAGGAAGCAAUGAGUUGUUACAUGAAGCAAAAUCUGAAAUUUCUAGUCUUAAAGAGAAGGUGGGAUUGUUGGAAAUGACAAUUGGUAGACAGAGAGAAGAUCUUGAGGAGUCAGAGCGUUGUCUUCUUGUGGCUAAGGAAGGGAGUCUUGAAUUGUCAAAGAAGGUUGAAAGUCUGGAAUCUGAACUUCAGACAGUCAAAGAAGAGAAGGCUCAGGCUUUGAAUAGGGAAAAGCUUGCAGCUUCCAGUGUUCAGACCCUAUUAGAAGACAAAGACAAACUUAUCAAUGAAUUAGAGAUCUGUAGGGAUGAAGAAGAAAAGACUAAAAGUGCGAUGGAAAGCUUAACUUCUGCUUUGCAUGAAGUAUCUGCAGAAGCCAGGGAUGCCAAGGAAAAGCUAUUAGCCAGCCAUGUGGAACAUGAAAACUAUGAAUCUCAGAUUGAAGAUUUAAAGUUGGUCUUGAAAGCCACUGAUGAAAAAUACGAGUCCAUGCUUAACGAUGCACGACAUGAGAUUGAUGUUCUUACAUGUAAUGUUGAAAAUUCCAAGAACAACAUGGAAUGCUCCAAGGCAGAGUGGGAACAGAGAGAACAUCAUCUUGUCAACUGCUUAAAUCUAACUGAAGAAGAGAACUCAUCCCUUGGAAAAGAAAUCAACAGGCUGAUUCGUUUACUCAAGGAAACUGAGGAAGAAGCUGGUGCCAAGAAGGAGGAAGAAGCACACCUAAAGGAAAAUCUCAAGGAAGUUGAGGCUGAGGUGAUCCACUUGCAGGAAGAACUUAAAGAAGCAAAGGCCGAGAGCAUGAAGUUGAAGGAGAGUCUAUUGGACAAAGAAAACGAGUUUCAGAACGUAUUUCAAGAAAAUGAAGAACUUCGAACGAGGGAAUCAACAUCUAUUAAGAAGGUGGAGGAGUUAUCUAAGAUGCUUGAUGAAGCUACGAGCAGAAAUCAGCCUGAGGAAAAUGGGGAUGUUACUGACAGUGAGAAAGACUAUGACAUGCUUCCUAAAGUAGUUGAAUUCUCUGAAGAGAACGGACACGGCGGAGAGGACUUGUCCAAGAAGGUAGAGCUUUCAUCCAAUGAAGAGGGACUCAGGCAAAACUUACAGGAAGAAAGUAUUCCCUUGGAUGACAAGUCUGAGAAAACUGAAUCUCCCAAAGCUGUGAAUGUGAAUGGAAAAGUGAAAGAAGAUGCAGAUAAAGGAAAAGAUGAUUCUGCAGAAGCAGAAUUUAAAAUGUGGGAGAGCUGCAAGAUUGAGAAAAAGGAAUUCUCUCCAGAGAGAGAACCAGAGCCUGAAUCCUUACAAGAUGAAGUUGACUCAAAGAAAGAGGGUGGUGAGGGCUUUGAGCAGAUGAAUGGAGCCUCUUUAAAAGAGAACGUUGAUGAUAGUGGGAGGAACUCACCAUCAAAGGAGCAAGUGAAGAAGAAGAAGAAGCCUUUGCUUGGCAAGUUUGGAAGCCUGCUGAAGAAAAAGGGUGGUAGCAAUCACAAAUAGUUUACAACAUUUUACCUUGGCAGGUAUAUUGAACAUUAAAUUGUUUGCAUGUAUUUGCUUUAUGAUUUUGCUUCUUGAUGAAUAGCUUUUAAAGAAUGACUGAGGCAUGUAAUAUUGUUUAGGAGUCUUACUCUAGUCACUUAUUUUGGUUGCGGUUCUCCAUGUUGACAGUAAAUUGUAUGUGUUGGAAUUAUUGUUAUUUUUUUGUCC
Vigna angularis (adzuki bean) is the source of this 3354-nucleotide messenger RNA. RefSeq names its product WEB family protein At3g02930, chloroplastic. The record is from RefSeq and is a predicted model, not a curated record. Gene Ontology annotation, biological process: reciprocal meiotic recombination. The transcript is spliced from 3 exons. Lineage: Eukaryota; Viridiplantae; Streptophyta; Magnoliopsida; Fabales; Fabaceae. Bases 562 to 3144 code for a protein of 860 amino acids.